Molecule: messenger RNA, 906 nt
Organism: Peniophora sp. CBMAI 1063
Lineage: Eukaryota; Fungi; Basidiomycota; Agaricomycetes; Russulales; Peniophoraceae
Source: the annotation of a GenBank genome assembly
AUGUCAACAUCUCCGGGCGACUCCAACUCUGUAACACAAUCACCAGCCACAGAUGGUGCAGGCGAUGGCUCGCGCACGUCACUGCCCGCGUUAAUCUGGGUCUCCUUCUCUAUCGCCAUCGGUUUACCUCUCAUCGUCGCUGGAUUACGUUUAUGUCAAUGGAGGAUAUCGCAGGCGGUCGGGAUCGCUCUAGCUUUGGGCGUAUCUGCGUGGGCCGGAUUAAUCAAUACGACGACUGCACCUGGCAUCAGCGAUACUCUGCUCACCUUAAUCGUCUGCGGACUCAUGGGCGGAGGAUUCGCACUCGGCUUGUUCUCCUUCAUGCGCAUCGGCGGAAUAGUGUUGCUGAGCCUGCUCGGUGGAAUCGCGUUUGGUCUCCGCAUCGUUCUCUUGAAGGAUGACCUCCUCAUCCCCCUCUUUGCUAUCAACUGGGUCCUCGUUGCCGUCAUGGUUCCGCCAAGUCUGGCGCUAGUGAUCUGGAGGCCAAGGAUUGGCACGCUAUUCGGCGUCACAUCCACUGGGACCUUCCUCAUUGCACUCGCAGUGGAUCUCCUACUACACACGACGACUUCCAUGAGUGUGGGCCUUCGCAUCCUAUUCGACGGGAACUCUUCACAUAUCGAUGCCAUCGCUGCACUAUCCUACGCACCUCCAUUGACGACACAGAUCACGUUGGGAGUUUCACUGGCGCUCACACCGAUUCUCUCCUAUCUACAACACAAGAUGUUCCCUGCACCGUCAUCGCGCAAUAGCAUCCUCAGCAUAUCGAACUGGGAGUCGUCCGCCGCUGUCGCGGCCAACUUAGAUUUGUCACUCGGGUCGCGUUCGGAGUAUUACUCCUCGAACGCAGAGAAGGGUGCCCUACGUCGGGGUUCAGGUCCAGCCAGUCGAUUCAGCUUCUCGUAG